Messenger RNA from Nilaparvata lugens (brown planthopper), 3439 nucleotides. RefSeq names its product probable protein S-acyltransferase 23. Gene Ontology annotation, molecular function: protein binding; palmitoyltransferase activity. Lineage: Eukaryota; Metazoa; Arthropoda; Insecta; Hemiptera; Delphacidae. The record is from RefSeq and is a predicted model, not a curated record. Gene Ontology annotation, biological process: protein palmitoylation. Gene Ontology annotation, cellular component: Golgi membrane.
AUUCUUGUCUGCAUUCAAAUUAAAAUGUGUAUUGAUUACUCAAGACCGUAGGUUAUCUGAUAUUGGAUUACUACAGGAUUAUUACACUCAAAUUUUAUUAUUAUUCCACAAGUUAUCAUAUCAAUCAGCAAAUACGUUGUCAAAGGUUUUUCCUAGUCCGGGCGCUGCCCAAAGCGUCUGGGGGUUGGAGUCAGAGUCCUGUAAUAUUAUGGUAUCAGCAACUGUAGUUGUUGCUGACCAAAAGGACAGCAAUAUUCUGUCCUGCUCCGAAAGCACUGACUUCAAUAACGUAGGACACGACUGCAAGUCGGUUUUUGAUCUAGUAAGAAAUGGGGCUGUUUCGGAUAUUGAAUGUCUGGUUGAAAAGUUGGGUGCUGAAUCUCUGAGUGCGAGAGAUGAGUGGGGCUAUACACCGGCUCACUGGGCAGCUCUUGACGGCAAUGUCGAGGUUAUGCGAUAUCUUGUGGAAAGAGCUGCUCCCGUCGACCUGCCUUGCCUCGGAACCCAGGGACCUCGACCAAUCCACUGGGCCUGUCGCAAAGGACAUACAGCUGUUGUACAAGUUCUUCUCCAGGCAGGAGUGGCUGUGAAUGCAGCAGACUUCAAGGGCCUGACUCCGCUGAUGACAGCUUGCAUGUUCGGCAGAGCAGCGACCGCCGCCUUCCUGCUGGGAAUGGGAGCUCUCAACCACCUCACCGACAUUAAUGGAGACACCGCUUUGCAUUGGGCUGCUUACAAAGGACAUCCAGACCUGAUAAGAUUGCUGAUGUACUCAGGAGUUGACCUUGAGAAAGCUGACAACUUUGGAUCUUCCCCACUACAUCUGGCCUGUCUCUCUGGCAAUGUUUCAUGCGUCAAGAUCUUGUGUGAAAAGAGUAAGAUUGAGUUGGAACCGAGGGACAAAAAUGGUAAAACGCCACUGAUUCUGGCGAAAAGUCAUCGACAUGACGAAAUAGUCACUGUCCUCACUGGUGAACAGAAAAAGCGAGACAGAUGGAUGCCACCUAUUUCAGAAAUUUGGUACAUAUUAUUCGGAGGUGCUGGGAACUCAAAAGGACCGUUGCUUCUCUUUAUCGGAUCUGUACUGCUCUGGGGAUAUCCAAUGUAUUUACUGAGGUGCAUUCCAAUCACAUGGAACAUACUAAGAGGAUCACAUUACUGUUUCAUCUAUUGGAAUAUUCUGAUGUGGCUAAGCUGGGUGAUUGCUAAUCGGAGAGAUCCUGGAUAUAUUCCUCAGAAUACCGACAGCUAUCAUCGUGCUAUCAAAUAUAUCCCGUACUACGACAAAUGGAAGAAGCGUGACGUGGUGCUGUCACGUAUGUGUCACACAUGUCGCUGCCUGAGGCCUCUGCGUGCCAAGCACUGUCGCAUCUGCAACCGAUGUGUCGCCUACUUCGACCACCACUGUCCUUUCAUCUACAACUGCAUCGGUCUUCGAAACAGGAUGUGGUUUUUCCUGUUUGUAAUGAGUGUUGCAAUCAACUGCUCCUUCACGAUCUACUUUGCUUGCUACUGCAUUGCAAUUCAAGGCUUCGAAUUGAUCUAUCUGAUGGCUCUGAUUGAGGCUCUUGUUUUCUGUGGUUUGGGAUGGACUUUGACUUGCACUUCUAUCCUGCACGCGUGCAUGAACCUGACGACAAACGAGAUGUUCAACUACAAGCGCUAUCCCUACCUGCGCGACAAGCGAGGCAAAUACCUCAACCCAUUUUCCCGCGGACCACUGCUCAAUCUGCUCGAAUUCUUCGUUUGCUCUCCGAGCACAUCUGCCGACCAGGAACUUCUCAUUGACGACACAACUCCUUGACUCCAAACCAAGUCUGCUAAAUGAUUUGUUCCUCGUCAAGUGGCUUGAUCUCUUACUGGAUUGAAGUGGCUUAAUUUCAUCUCUCAUUGCGAUUUUAUGCCAUUGUAGUAGAUACUUAGUUGAGGGGGACUGGAGUUAGUCAUUCUAGUUUUGAUGCUUCAUAACCUUUUCAAAGGGUUAAUAAGAAAUUUCAUACAGUUUUUCGUCUAGGCAGAAUUGUAUUAUUCACAUAUUUCACCAACAUCCCACCUGCAAUCCAUCUAAUUUAUUCAUGUGAUCAAUGAUGACGAUAUUCAACAGCUGAUACAAUUAUGUCGAGAUAAAAAUGUAUGUAGCUUAUUGAAUUCAGAUAAUUCAACUGAAUUGAUUAUUGUAGAGAGUAAAGAAAGCAUCUGUAUAUUUUUGAAACUGUAAUUUAUGACUAGCUUUGGUCCCUCCAACUAUUCAUACAUUUUCAUCUAUCAUCUUCAUUGAAUAGCUUUAUAAGAAAAUCAUUCGCAACUUAUAAAAAAAUUAUAUUUCAUACAUACAAUGCAUGAGCGUUGCUCAUAUAAUGAUGGUUGUUUACAAUCUCACUGCUAUUUCCUGUCAUCUCUCUUGAAUUUUCAUUCCUCUCACCAACCACUUUUUCAAGUCAUUUUAAUUUUAGGUAGAAUUGUAUACUUUAAUGCAAUCAAUUUACUUGAGUGUUUUAGCAUUAUAACUAUUGUAAUACCGAUGUACUGCUAUUUUAAUGAAGUGAAAAGCGUAAUUGCCUCAUCAUUAGAUCGAAAUUCAACGAUGACGAUCGAUUAUAGCAAGAGAGAGGCUAAAUUGUUCAACAAUAAUAUUAUAAAAUAUAGAUGUAAAGCACAUUCAUUUCUAAGUUAAUCGUGUCUAGUCUUCUUGAUUGAUGUAGAACCGGCAUAAGGGUUUUACUCGUCACAAAAAUGAGCCUUGAAAAUUAUAACUGCUCACGAGCACAUUAUACGCUUAUUCAUAAAUUAGGUAAUCAUCGAAUGUGAUAGAAAAUAUUUUUAUUUUUAGUUAGUUUUUAUUUUAGAAGAAUUUGUUAUUCGUAAUUUGAAAUGGCGCUAAUAUAAUUUGUUACCAGCUAUGAUUAUGGAUUAAUAUUCUUCACAUUUUCAAUUGAAUAAUUUUCAUAUAUUUUACUAUAGCAGAAAUUUUAAAAUGUUAAAAUGAUGAAUGAUUCGACGAUAUAUUAGAUUGUUGCAGAGUUUCUAAAGCAGCCGAAUCUCCACAAUGCUGAUUGGAAUAAAACGACAUUGCCGAUUGACACAAGCCGUCAUAUGUCACAUUAUGUCCAUACUUUUUUCUGGAUGUUCUUACGACUUCUUUGUUCAAAUACUUGCUUGGAUGUUCCCAUUUGGUAUAGUGGAGGUGCGGGUACAUGUUGUGCUCUAUCAUUAUUAUUUGUAUAAGCUUUAUUACAAACCGUAACUGUAAUCUUUAAGAUUGGCAUGCUAUGCCUGUUCUUCAAGAUUUUGACAAACUAGUUUAUUUUCAACUAACAUUUGCUGCCAUAAAAUAUAUUAGAUUCUUUUAAAAUUGUAUUUUGAUAAUAAACAUGAUUAGUGUUGUAAAAAAUCAAUCCAUCGUUUAUAUUUUUGUCAAUAAAGCUGUGUAUUUCCGUUA